This is a messenger RNA of Rosa chinensis, 1125 nucleotides long. Its product is annotated as plasma membrane ATPase 2. Gene Ontology annotation, biological process: proton transmembrane transport; regulation of intracellular pH. The record is from RefSeq and is a predicted model, not a curated record. Gene Ontology annotation, cellular component: plasma membrane. The transcript is spliced from 10 exons. Gene Ontology annotation, molecular function: P-type proton-exporting transporter activity; ATP binding; ATP hydrolysis activity. The coding region runs from base 1 to 1125 and encodes 374 amino acids. NCBI's taxonomy places the organism in Eukaryota, Viridiplantae, Streptophyta, Magnoliopsida, Rosales, Rosaceae.
AUGGCCAAUGGUUUCGAUUUCGGUUGGUGCUACUGUCCUACUGAUGUUGAUGGUAUAAUUGCUAAAUUGCUGAUUUGCAGAAAUGAUAUAAUUGCUUGGCCUAUGGAGUAUGGAGUGUUUGCUAAAGAUGUUGAAAAAGACUCGGUUGUAUUGAUGGCUGCAAGAGCUUCAAGGUUGGAAAAUCAAGAUGCCAUUGAUGCAGCAAUUGUUGCAAUGCUGGCUGAUUCUAAGGAGGCACGAGCCGGAAUUACAGAAGUUCACUUCCUUCCUUUCAAUCCAACUGAUAAGGGGACAGCACUUACAUACCUAGACAAAGCUGGUAAAAUGCACAGAGUGAGCAAAGGUGCACCAGAGCAGAUACUCAAUUUGGCAUGGAACAAAUCAGAUAUUGAAAAGAGGGCACACACAGUAAUUGAAAAAUUUGCAGAACGUGGUCUUCGAUCCCUUGCUGUUGCACGGCAGGAAGUACCUGCUGGAACCAAAGACAGUCCUGGUGGACCUUGGGAGUUUGCUGGUCUUCUACCUUUGUUUGAUCCACCAUGUCACGACAGUGCUGAAACUAUUAGAAGAGCUCUAGAUCUUGGUGUGAGUGUUAAGAUGAUUACAGGCGAUCAACUAGCAAUUGCUAAAGAGACAGGGAGACGACUUGGGAUGGGAUCAAACAUGUAUCCAUCAUCUUCAUUGCUUGGUGAAAAUAAGAAUGGGUUAGAUGCAAGUCUACAAAUUGAUGAACUCAUUGAGAAUGCUGAUGGUUUUGCUGGUAUCUUUCCAGGUAAUGUUGGUUAUGAACUUGCGUUACAACCCAUUUGCAAUGCCUAUGAGAUUUUGCAGGUCCACCAGUCAGUUCAGGAGACUAACACAGAUGAUGGUGAGUUUGGGUUUGACUGCAAUGUGGGAUGGUUUGCAAAUCCCCAAUCUGAGCACGACUCUUAUCAUUUCAUUUUCGGCACAAUGGUAUGCCUCCUCUUGGAAAGCAAAUGCAAGGGUUUGGCCGUUGUUAUUACUGAUUGGAACACUAGGCGAUCCAAGGUCGGGAUGGACCAUGUGAGGAUUCAUCCCAAGUUUCUGCAUUCCAAUGCAACCAGUCAUAAGUGGGCUCUUGGAGGUAGAUUUGAAUUUGAUUGA